This is a messenger RNA of Populus euphratica (Euphrates poplar), 563 nucleotides long. RefSeq lists its product as uncharacterized. NCBI's taxonomy places the organism in Eukaryota, Viridiplantae, Streptophyta, Magnoliopsida, Malpighiales, Salicaceae. The transcript has 3 exons. Bases 105 to 365 code for a protein of 86 amino acids. The record is from RefSeq and is a predicted model, not a curated record.
UCUGCCUGUGAGUAUAACGAUUCAAUACAGCAGUUGGCUUAUUUCUUGAAGUCCAAGGACAACAUUAAAACAUCAGCUUUGCAUAGAGGAGCACAAGCCUUCCAAUGGGGCGUUGGAUGAAGCCAGAGGUCUACCCGCUAUUGGCUGCAAUGACCUGUGUAACAAGUUUGUGCAUCUUUCAGCUUACAAGGAACGUUUUCCUGAACCCUGAUGUCAGAAUCAACAAAGCAAAACGUAGCAUGGGAGUGCUAGGAAACAAUGAGGAAGGAGAGAGGUAUGCUGACCAUGGCCUGCGCAGAUUCCUGAGAACUCGCCCACCUGAAAUCAUGCCUGCCAUCAACCACUUCUUUACUGAAAAUAAAUGAACCAAGACCAGCUUAAAUUUUAAUCCCCCUGAAGCUAGCUUGGAUUAUUGGUUAUAUGAUAAUCAUAGCUCGCAACUUACCUUCUUUUUUUUUUAAUAUACAGUACUGUGUGAAAUUGAAUUUGGGGUUGUUAUAAAUGUUAUGAUACGUAGUGGUUUUGGAAUUUGGUUCAUUUGCUAGAGUUUUCAAUAAUGAAAU